Eupeodes corollae is the source of this 1073-nucleotide messenger RNA. Its product is annotated as probable RNA methyltransferase CG11342. The record is from RefSeq and is a predicted model, not a curated record. The coding region runs from base 195 to 938 and encodes 247 amino acids. The transcript has a single exon. Gene Ontology annotation, cellular component: cytoplasm. Gene Ontology annotation, molecular function: RNA methyltransferase activity; O-methyltransferase activity. Lineage: Eukaryota; Metazoa; Arthropoda; Insecta; Diptera; Syrphidae. Gene Ontology annotation, biological process: negative regulation of pre-miRNA processing; miRNA metabolic process.
AUAACAUUUUGUUUUUCUUUUUACAAAAAUUUUGUAUUUUAUAACUAAACAAUCUAUUAAAACAAAAUUCAUAUGAUAAAUUUUAAAUCAUCAAAUUACGUAGAUUAGUUGGAUUACCAAACAUUUUGCCAAAUGUUUAUUUUGCCACAUAAAUUCCAAUUCCAACCUCAAAACCAAACAAUAACUCCAACAACAUGAAUUUUCGUGCAGAGGAUCCAGGAGCCGUACAAUUUGGUAAUUUUAUCAAUUACUAUCAAUUCCACUCCGCGGAAGACCGUAUAGCGUUGAUACCAAGCGAUGUAUGGUUGACACCAGCCGAGCCACAAGCAUACAAUGAAUCCCCCUAUCUUGUUCUCGAUGUGGGUUGCAAUGCUGGUGAUGUCACCCAAUUGCUCCUACCGUACCUUUCAAAUCAUCUUAACCGAGAAGUCCAAGUGCUUGCAAUAGACAUAGAUCCCACUCUUAUCAAAAGAGCUCAGGAAAACAACAAAUCACCACAGAAAAUCGAAUUCUCUUGUGUAGACAUCAUGCACGAUGACUUAUCCAAUAUAGACACCUUCCUAAAAGCUCAAAAUGCUACCAAAUUUGAUGUAGUUUGUUGCUUUUCGAUCACCAUGUGGAUCCACCUGAACCACGGCGAUCAAGGUCUUCAAGAUUUCCUCACCAAAUGCUCUAGUAUUGCCAAACUCUUGGUCAUCGAACCCCAACCCUGGAAAUGCUAUCGGACUGCAGUGCGUCGCAUGCGAAGAUCAGCAAACGAGAGUUUUCCAAACUUCGACAAGCUCAAAUGGACAAUGAGUAUAGAAGAUGAUAUCCGACAAUUCCUCGAGAAUCAUCUGGACCUCCGCAUGAUUCACGAAACUGUGCCGACCAAAUGGAUGAGAAGAAUUUGGUUCUAUCGCCAUCGACUCGACAAGCUUAAAACAUCAGCAACUUAGACUUAAAGAUUAUAAUUAGGAUACUUUAUUAGUUAUUUGUACAGUUAUAAUUUUGAUGUAAUAGGUAUAGUAAUCGAAAGGGUAUUUGUUUGUUUGUUUUUAUACAUAAUACUUAAAAAUAAACUAAUUACGAAU